Pongo pygmaeus (Bornean orangutan) is the source of this 3231-nucleotide messenger RNA. It is a transcript of the gene SLC22A24, whose product is annotated as solute carrier family 22 member 24. Gene Ontology annotation, biological process: transmembrane transport. The record is from RefSeq and is a predicted model, not a curated record. Lineage: Eukaryota; Metazoa; Chordata; Mammalia; Primates; Hominidae. Gene Ontology annotation, molecular function: transmembrane transporter activity. Bases 442 to 2100 code for a protein of 552 amino acids. Gene Ontology annotation, cellular component: membrane. The transcript has 10 exons.
GCAAUUCACUUUGGAUUUUCUAAUAUCCCUUUUCUGAGAAGAAUGGCAGACUAUUGAACAGGUGUAUUUUAGGUCAUGUGGGGACUGCAUCCACCUGAAAAUCCACUGUUGACUUACCAGGAAACUCAGAGAUCAGGAUCUUUAACAGAGUAGUCUUUUAAGAAGACUCAGUUGUCAACAGCUAGCAGUCUCUUUGCCAAAUAAUUAUAUCUGUGACUUCUGAAACUAUCUGGCUGCCUAAACUUAAAGGACUUGGGAAAGUCCUUCCACUGCUCUUCUGCAGUGGUGUCACACCACUCAGUGCAGGGCCCACUGAGAAGAACGCAGUGUCAGGAUCCACAUGGCACUAUGGUAACUUUCUGAAAGGGGACAUUUUCUCCCUCUGAACUUAUCUUCAUAAAGUCAUUGUGCUUCCUCUUGGGGAUCACCUGUUCAGUCUCAAUGGGCUUUGAUGUGCUCCUGGAUCAAGUGGGUGGCAUGGGGAGAUUCCAGAUUUGUCUGAUAGCUUUCUUUUGCAUCACCAACAUCCUACUGUUCCCUAAUAUUGUGUUAGAGAACUUCACUGCAUUCACCCCUGGUCAUCGCUGCUGGGUCCCCCUCCUGGACAAUGACACUGUGUCUGACAAUGAUACUGGGACCCUCAGCAAGGAUGACCUCCUGAGAAUCUCCAUCCCACUGGACUCAAACCUGAGGCCACAGAAAUGUCAGCGCUUUAUCCAUCCCCAGUGGCAGCUCCUACACCUGAAUGGGACCUUCCCCAACACAAAUGAGACAGACACGGAGCCCUGUGUGGAUGGCUGGGUGUAUGACAGAAGCUCUUUCCUCUCCACCAUAGUGACUGAGUGGGACCUUGUAUGUGAAUCUCAGUCACUAAAAUCAAUGGUUCAAUCCCUAUUUAUGGCUGGGUCACUGCUGGGAGGUCUAAUAUAUGGCCAUCUUUCAGACAGGGUUGGACGGAAGAUCAUAUGCAAAUUGUGUUUCCUCCAGUUGGCCAUCUCUAACACCUGUGCAGCCUUCGCUCCCACCUUCCUUGUUUACUGCAUACUGCGCUUCUUGGCAGGGUUCUCCACCAUGACUAUUUUGGGAAACACUUUUAUUCUCAGCUUAGAGUGGACAUUGCCCCAGUCGCGAUCUAUGGCAAUAAUGGUGCUAUUAUGUUCCUACAGUGUUGGGCAGAUGCUCCUAGGAGGGCUGGCUUUUGCCAUUCAGGACUGGCGUGUAUUGCAACUGACUGUGUCUACACCCAUAAUUGUCCUCUUCUUGUCCUCUUGGAAGAUGGUGGAGUCUGCUCGGUGGCUGAUUAUCAACAAUCAGCUAGAUGAGGGCUUAAAGGAGCUUAGAAGAGUUGCACACACAAAUGGAAAAAAGAAUACUGAAGAGACACUGACCGCUGAGAUUGUGAGAUCCACCAUGAAGAAGGAGUUGGAUGCAGUCCAAAUUAAAACAUCAGUUUUUUCCCUGUUCCAUGCACCCAAAUUGCGAAUGAGAGUCUUCGGCCUGUGCUUUGUGAGAUUCGCAAUCACUGUACCCUUUUAUGGCCUGAUACUCAACUUGCAGCACUGGGGGAGCAAUGUCUCCCUGUUCCAGGUUCUCUGUGGAGCUGUCACACUCACAGCCAGAUGUGUUUCCCUUUUGACACUGAAUCAUAUGGGUCGUCGAAUAAGCCAGAUGUUGUUCACGUUCCCGGUGGGACUUUUCAUUCUGGUCAACACCUUUUUGCCCCAAGAAAUGCAGAUCCUGCGUGUGGUUUUAGCAACUUUGGGAAUUGGUAGUGUUUCUGCUGCUAGCAACAGUGCUUCUGUCCACCACAAUGAGCUCGUCCCCACCAUAUUGAGGUCAACAAUUGCAGGAAUCAAUGCAGUGUCCGGUAGGACUGGGGCAGCACUGGCUCCUCUGUUGAUGACCUUAAUGGCAUAUUCUCCCCACCUGCCCUGGAUUUCCUAUGGAGUCUUCCCCAUCCUUGCUGUCCCUGUUAUCCUCCUCCUUCCAGAAACCAGGGAUCUACCUCUUCCUAACACCAUCCAGGAUGUGGAAAAUGACAGAAAAGAUUCAAGAAACGUAAAGCAGGAAGAUACUUGCAUGAAAGUAACACAGUUUUAAGAGAUUCCCAAGACCUGAUCCAAAGAAGAGCAAAAUGGGUGGGAGGAAUCAAGAUUAUGCCUUUAUAUCUGCAAAACUAGCCAAAAAUAUAAUGUGCAGACAGGUGCCAUUUAUAAUUAUGGUACUACAUGUAUCAGUAAUUCCAAAAUACCUUAUAAGUUUAAGUGAUUCCAUGAAAUAAUGAUUUGCUUCUGGGAAGAAGUUGCACAGCUAGUUUCAAAUUCAUCCCAAAAUCACUAACAGCCAAGAUGAUUCAGGAAAAAGAGUAUCAUGGAGUGACGAUCAGGCUGACUCAUAUAUGGUAAAGCACAUGCUGGACUUUUUAUAAAACUAUAAUCAACAAAACAGUAAUAGCAAAUGCAUUAUAAUUUGUUUGCACUAACACACCGUAAUGACUCUAGAAACAUGCCCAAGUAUAUUUAGAAUCUUCAAAAAAAAUCAUGAAAAUGCAUAUUAUGAGUAAACUAUGCAUGGAGUUCAAAUUUUUGUGCCAAAAUAAAUUUGUACUAAUUUUUUAUAACAUGGCUGAACAGGAUAUAUUUUGAAGCACUAAGAAGGAUAAGAUGUUUGUUUGAAAAAAGCUGUUAUCCAAGGAACAUGAAUUCUGCUGAAACAGAAGCAAGAACAAACAUCAAAUUUAUGGUGAAACUUAGGUGGAAGAAUGGUGAAAUCAUUGAGACUUUACAAAAAGUUUAUUGGGACAAUGCUCCAGAGAAAUUAGUAGUUUACAAAUGGAUAAUGCAUUUUAAAAAGAGAUGAGACAAUGUUGCAGAUGAAUUCCUUGGCAGCAGAACAUCCACAUCAAUUUGCAAGGAAAAAAAAUUUAUCUUGUUGGUUUCUGACAUGGUUUGGCUGUGUCCCCACCCAAAUCUCAUCUUGAAUUGUAGCUCCCAUAAUUCCCAUGUGUUGUGGAAGGGACCCAGUGGGAGAUAAUUAAAUCAUGGGGUCAGUUUCCCUCAUACUGUUCUUGUGGUAGUAAGUCUCACAAGAUCUGACGGUUUUAUAACAGGUUUCCCUUUUCACUCGGUUCUCAUUCUCUUCUUGCCUGCUGCGACGUAAGACAUGACUUUGCUCCUCUUUCACCUUCUGCCAUAAUUGUGAGACCUUCCCAGCCAUGUGGAACUGUGAAUC